AUGUCUUCACCGCUUCCGUACAACCGCCAGACCGCGCUUGCAGCUACCGUUGCAGCUGACAAUGCGGCAAACAUCGCUGGGAAGACCGUUCUCACCACCGGUGUAACCCAGGGCGGCCUCGGCGCAACAUUUGUCGAGACAAUCGCGCAAUACAAGCCACGCUUGCUCAUCCUGGCGGGUCGCUCCGCAGAAAAAGUACAAGCUACUGUGCAAAAGAUCAAGUCGGACCCAAAGAGCUCUGAUGUCGAAGUACGGAUCCUGGAAAUUGAUCUUGCCAGCCAGAAGAGUGUGCGCCAAGCAGCAGAUACAGUAUUGGGUUGGAAGGAUGUGGACCAUAUCGAUGUUCUGGUCAACUCCGCUGGCAUCAUGGCAGGCCCCUACAAAACCACACAGGAAGGAAUUGAGAACCAGUUUGGUAGCAACCACAUUGGCCACUUCCUGUUCACGAAUCUGAUCUUGCCUAAGAUCCUUGCUUCUCCCAGCCCUCGCAUCGUCAGUGUCGCUAGCGAUGGCCAUCGUUUUGGCGGUGUGCGAUUCGAUGACUGGAAUUUCCAGGACGGUAAGGUCUAUGAGCAAUGGGAAGCGUAUGGGCAAAGCAAGACAGCCAAUAUCUUGUUUGCGCGAGCACUUGCAGAGAAGCUUGGACCCAAAGGCUUGAAGGCAUACAGUCUGCAUCCCGGCGUAGCCUUUGGCACUUCGCUUGCGCCUCAAGGAUUGACAGAUGAGGACCUUGGUGGACUGGGUGCAAAAGAUAAGGAAAUCGGCUGGAAUCGUGAGCUAGAUAUCAAGACCCUUGAUGAAUGUUCUGCAACGCAUGUUGUUGCUGCGUUCGAUACACGACUCAACGCCUAUAAUGGAGUAUAUCUCGAGGACGGUAAUCUAUCCGACGACUUGCAGCCAUCCGCCACCAACCCGGCCGACGUGGAGAAGCUAUGGAAGCUCAGCGAGAAGCUAGUUGGUCAGGACUUUUCCUACUAG
Molecule: messenger RNA, 978 nt
Organism: Boeremia exigua
Lineage: Eukaryota; Fungi; Ascomycota; Dothideomycetes; Pleosporales; Didymellaceae
Product: putative short-chain dehydrogenase
Exons: 3
Coding region: 1-978 (325 amino acids)
Source: RefSeq, a predicted model, not a curated record